AUGCCGAAAAACACGCGAGUGAUACUGUGCCACGGACCUUAUGAAUCCAAUGGAGUGGUUGCGCACAGGAACUUCCGCCUGCAGGGUCUCCUGGCCGCUCUGACAGCGCACGAGCACCAGUGCGUCUUGGAAGAAACGUGGGAGUGGAACAUGGUGAAGCUCGUGGUCAACGGGCAGGUAGUCUUCAGCUGUAAUACAAAGCAGCUCGAGUUUGGUGGAGAUGGACAACUGGACCCUGUUUGUCGAAAAGCUGUUGCUGCGGUGGAGAACGCUUACUGA
Messenger RNA from Trematomus bernacchii (emerald rockcod), 279 nucleotides. It is a transcript of the gene cunh10orf53, whose product is annotated as chromosome unknown C10orf53 homolog. The transcript has 3 exons. NCBI's taxonomy places the organism in Eukaryota, Metazoa, Chordata, Actinopteri, Perciformes, Nototheniidae. Bases 1 to 279 code for a protein of 92 amino acids. The record is from RefSeq and is a predicted model, not a curated record.